Molecule: messenger RNA, 957 nt
Organism: Coccinella septempunctata (seven-spotted ladybird)
Lineage: Eukaryota; Metazoa; Arthropoda; Insecta; Coleoptera; Coccinellidae
Exons: 2
Coding region: 97-855 (252 amino acids)
Source: RefSeq, a predicted model, not a curated record
GUGUUCAAUUUGCAUUUUCGGAAAUUUUCCCCAUUGUUUCAUUCCUCAUAAAUUCAUUGGAGGUGUUGAAGUCAGAGCAGUACCAAUUUUUUCGAGAUGCGUUUUGCGUUAAUAAUAUUUACUUCGCUAGUGGGUUCUGCACUCAUUUCGAAUGUGGACUGCACUCACAAACUACUAGGAGGACUAUUACUGGGAAGGGAUGGACUCGAUCCUCUCCAACCAAUAAACCACAAUCUUCCAAUAUUCCGGAUAUUCGAUGAAUUCUUCAACGUCUUUCGCAGAAUUUUUGGCGGCAUAGACGAUGGAAUAAACCGAUUUCUAGACGGUUGCAGCAAAGGCCUACCGAAUCUUCUCAACGGUAGCUUUGGAGAAGGAAGAGCAAAGAAAUUACUUGGACCUCUGUCACAAAUACCGGACGACGCUGAUCUUCCAUCCCUCGUUGGAGAUAGAUUCAAGGGUAAAACUGACAAACUAUCACUCUUGGUACAGUUUGCGAAGAAAUUCUGCAUAUCCGGCAAGUGCGAAAGACUUGAAGGUGGAGACUCGGGUAAUCCCUUAGAAGAUAUCCAAAAACGGCUCCGGGAAUUUUUUGACCACUUCGGACACCAACUCGAGAAUGGCUUGGAUGGUUUCAAUUCGGGCCUCGAAGAGCUCAUAUCAUCUCUCGGAAAUGGCAGGCAUAACGAAAUUUUCGAAUGUCUGUCGAAACUUCCAGAUGAUUUCGAUCCUUCUCAUAUUUUGGGAAAAGAAGGUUCCUCGCAGAGUGCAGAUGGAAUAUUGUCUCGCAAAGAUAUACUAUCUUUAUUGACGAAGUUCGCAAAAUCGAAAUGUUCUAGUGGGUGUGAUAAAUCUUGAAAUGAGCCCUACUAUAUAAUUUAUAAACACUGUUUUAUUUCGAAUAUUAUGCUAUUGGGAAUAGUUGUGAAAUAGCUAAUAAAUUUCUAUCAGUAUCUUGCA